AUGGAUAAUUGGAGGCAAAAUAAUUAGAGAAGAUUUGUUCUUGAUAAUGGGUCAUAUCAAAUUCGAUAUGGAAAUGAUGUUUAGAAACACAAGUAAUUGAAUCUUAUUGCACAUCUAAAAAAGACAGGGUAAAUGAUCUAUGAUUUUGAUACAUUGUUUGAUGAAUCCUAAGUAAUGACAUAUUACAAACCUCAUGUAAGAGGAGUCCUUGUAGAUUUUGAUAAAUAAAUCAAUAUAUGGUAUCAAGCAAUCUAAUUUAUUAUAGGGACAAAUUUCUGAAUCCAAAAUUAUUAAAGGAUUGUUCAAUCACUUAUCCAUUUUAACCAUUUACACCUGAUUAAGUUGUCAAUAAACUCUUUGAUGUGAUGUUUGAAUAUUAUAAUGUAGAUGCAUUUUGUCCAAUAAAUGCUUAAAAAAUGCUCUAUUACAAUGUUUUGGCUAGAGAAGGUCUUUAGAGAAAAUAAUUUACAUAUAUAAUAGAUACAAGUCAUAGUGCAACUUAUUUAGUGCCAAUUUUUGAUGGAGAAAUCAUGUAUAGUGGUUUAAGAAGAAUUGAUAUUGGUGGAAGAUUGUUAACUAAUUAAUUAAAAGAAAACAUUUCCUUUAAAUAAUUUGAUUUAAAAAACUAUUUUCUUUUAAGUAGUAAAAUUAAAGAACUUUUAUGUUUUGUUUCAAUGAAUUAUUUUUAAGAUAUGAAAAAACCUAAGAAUUUUUUUAGAAAAUAUUACAUUUUACCAGAUUUUGAAAUUAGAAGAGAAGGAUAUGCUGUUGAUUUAUUAAAUGUAGGAUUUUUAGAUGAAAAAUUAAUACUCGAUAAAGAAAGGAUUACUAUACCAGAAAUUCUAUUCCAUCCUACUGAAAUUGGAUUAGCUUAAAAAGGUCCUACUGAAACCUUUUUUGAUAGUUUAUCAACUAUGCAUAAAGAUUUAUAGGGAUAUUUUGCAGAAAAUGUUUAUCUAAGUGGUGGUAAUAGUUUUUUUAGUUCUUUUUAUGAAAGACUAUCAAAUGAAAUUAGAUAAAAUUCUUCAUAAGAUUGGAAUGUUAAUGUAACACACCUUGAUGAUAUUGAUUCUGUUUUUUAAGGAACUCUAAAUUUCAAUAGAAGCAAUGAAUUUUAAAAUGCUUGCUUUACUAAAGCAGAAUACUUAGAAAAAGGUUUUGACAAUAUCAAAUAAUAUAUAAUUUGA
Paramecium sonneborni is the source of this 1187-nucleotide messenger RNA. The record is from the annotation of a GenBank genome assembly. Lineage: Eukaryota; Ciliophora; Oligohymenophorea; Peniculida; Parameciidae.